AUGGAUACAGAACAUAUGCUAAGUUUUAUAGACUGCAUGACGGAUAAGGAUGUGGAUCAGUACAUUAGGCAGAAUACUGUUUGGUCGAAAUUGCCGCAAGAAAUUCGAAUUGUUUUGGGCAACUCACAGAGAGAAUAUGAUAAACUCGUACUCGAAUAUUCAAUCAAAAAUCAGUUGAGGUAUAAGGGUAACAUAGUGAAAUACGUAAAGAAAAGUGAGGAGACUUACUAUGAUAUUCUUCUGAAAUACAGCGAAACUCAUCUUAUGCUUUAUCCGUACCAUCUGUCGAAUAUCGUUGUGCGUGAACUUCGAAUGACGCCAUUUAGUUAUUACAUCAACAUCAUGACGAAUCUUAUGAAUGCCGAGAAAAGUUAUGAUUCGUUGCCAAAUUUUACGGCUGCCGAUGCGAUGAGACUGUUGGGGAUUGGCAGAAAUCAGUACAUUGAGUUAAUGAAUCAAAACCGUUGUAAUCGAAAAAUAUUUCGAAAAAGUAAAUCACUGCGGGAACUAUUACCAGUAAAACCUGUUGCAAUUAAUAUUGAUCCUUGGUGGUUGGUCGCACCGGGCAGCAUUCUGGAAAGUGAUGUUAAGUUGCUGAACAGGGAUGAGAAAGAUUUGUUAGAUAUGCUUAUCGAUGAAGGUGCUCAACUGGUUGGUACUCUUGAUGCAAAGCUGGUGCAAAAAACUUUAUAA
This is a messenger RNA of Loa loa (African eye worm), 693 nucleotides long. RefSeq lists its product as hypothetical. The transcript is spliced from 4 exons. The record is from RefSeq and is a predicted model, not a curated record. NCBI's taxonomy places the organism in Eukaryota, Metazoa, Nematoda, Chromadorea, Rhabditida, Onchocercidae. The coding region runs from base 1 to 693 and encodes 230 amino acids.